Setaria italica (foxtail millet) is the source of this 917-nucleotide messenger RNA. RefSeq lists its product as uncharacterized. The transcript is spliced from 2 exons. NCBI's taxonomy places the organism in Eukaryota, Viridiplantae, Streptophyta, Magnoliopsida, Poales, Poaceae. The record is from RefSeq and is a predicted model, not a curated record. Bases 73 to 582 code for a protein of 169 amino acids.
CUACUCGGUCUUCCGCAUCCCCAAAACGCGAGCACCCACAGCCCCCCAAAAAAUCCCAAACCCCCAACGGCCAUGUCUCCGCUGCCCCGCCGCCUCCUCCUCCUCCUCGCCGUCUCCGCCGCCGCCACCGCGGCGGGCGGCGCGUCGCUCAAGGGCGCGGCGAACGACCUGCUCCCCAAGUACGGACUCCCCAAGGGGCUCAUCCCGGACUCCGUCGCCUCGUACACCUUCGACAAGGCCACGGGCGCCUUCGAGAUCCACCUCGCCAGCACCUGCUACGUCCACUUCGGCUCCCACCUCGUCUACUACGAGAGGACCAUCACGGGGAAGCUCUCCAAGGGCGCCAUCUCCGACCUCUCCGGCGUCCAGGCCAAGAAGCUCUUCCUCUGGGUCUACGUCACGGGGAUGGUCGCGCACCCCGACAAGGGCACCAUCGAGUUCCAGGCCGGCUUCGUCUCCGAGUCGCUGUCGGCGUCCAUGUUCGACGAGGUGCCCACCUGCGGAUCUGGUGUCGGCGCGCAGCUGCGCGGCGCCGCGGGGGUGAUCGGGGAGCUCGGCCUGCUCCCCGUUGCGCAGGCCUAAACCUCGAGUUGAGCAUCCGCUUCCAGCGACCUCCAGGACCUUCGAGUUUGCUGUCACGGGAGGCCUAGAGUGCAGGAAGUUCAGCUGUCGUCUGUUCUGCCUGUAACCAUACCUGGUUGUUGCUCCCAUCUCAAUGGUAGUGGAUCCUCUGUAGAAAUGUAUAUCCAUCUGCUGUUCCUGAACCUGUGUAGGUCGUAGAUAAAAUCCUCAAAUCUCUUUGUGCUCAUAGUCCCGGAUUUCAUGUAUUUGUGGAACCAUGAGCUGCCCCAGAAGUGAAGCGGCACUAGAACGAUGCCACUGUUUAAUUGAUGCGUGGUUCUGCUGAGCUUAUCAUC